Molecule: messenger RNA, 939 nt
Organism: Hirsutella rhossiliensis
Lineage: Eukaryota; Fungi; Ascomycota; Sordariomycetes; Hypocreales; Ophiocordycipitaceae
Product: restless-like transposase
Exons: 2
Coding region: 1-939 (312 amino acids)
Source: RefSeq, a predicted model, not a curated record
AUGGACAAGAACCCGUCCAAGAAUAUCGUGGAGAUGUUGAAUCUCAACGCUUCAGAUCCUAAAGAGCAAGGUAUCGCGAACGCCCUCAUCCAGCGCUUCGAUAAGGACCAUUUUCAGAGACUUCUUCUCGAGUGGGUGGUCGACGCCAACGUCUCCUUUCGCCAGCCCGAGCACUGUCGUCUCCGACAUAUUUUCGAAUACCUGAAUCCAUCGGUCGCAGUGACGAAUGCCCACAUCUCGCACGAUACCGUUCGAAAGCGAAUUGUUGACCUUUAUAUCCGAUACAAGACGUGCGUAAUCGACAAUCUAAAGAGCACCCCGGGCCAAAUUCAUAUUGCGUUCGACGGCUGGCGUUCCAGGAAUCGGCACGCUUUACACGGGCUUAUCUGUUUUUACAUCGACAAGGAUGGAGUUCCAUCAAAGCUUGUCCUAGGCAUGCCGGAGCUGAAGAUCUCGCACUCGGGAGAGAAUAUCGCAGCCCAGAUCCUCGAGAUCCUAGAGAGCUAUGAGAUCCUCGACAAGGUGGGCUAUAUUACACUGGACAACGCUGGGAAUAUGGAUACGGCGACAGAGGAGAUUGCAGAGGCACUGGGCUUCGAUCCGAAGAAGCGGAGGGUGCGAUGCUUUGGCCACGUGCUCAACUUGCAUGAAAUCUGGCGAAAGAAAGGCCCAGUCGGAAAGCUUCAUAACCUAGUACAUUGGAUCCAUCAGUCCGAUAAGCUGACGUACCGGCUUCGUGCACUUCAGGAGGAGUUCUUUUCAAAGUCGGACAACCCCAAGAUUCGAGCGAAGAAACCUGUGGACGUUGUCCUUGAUAACCUUACUCGCUGGCUUUCGACUCUUUAUAUGAUACGGCGCGGCCUCGGAUUGCGGCCUUUCUUAGAAGACCUUAUUGAGAAGGUCACGCUUGAGUUCAGGAAAAAUGCCGCAAUGGGAUGA